AUCCACUUUGUAGUGUUUCAAUUUAUUUAUUUAAAAAAAAAAUUAAAAUUUAUAAUCCUCCUUCCUCAUUAAAUCUCUUUUCCCCGGUCUCCCGCAAUUGCCGCAGCAGUCAGACUGAGAAACACAAAGCAACACUUUCUGCGUUUUGCUAAUUGAAUCGCUUUGCUUUGCUCAGCUUCGCUUUGUGUUUCUUGCUUUGUUUCUUUGUUUCUUCGCACAAGUAUAAAAGACGCGUGGCAUAGACUGCGUGUGGCAGUUUGAAUUGGGCCGAGGAUCCGACCGGGAUCCAUGGGGUGUGUGAGCUCGAAGCAGGCGGUGUCCGUGACGCCGGCGAUUGACCACUCGGGCGCGUUUCGGAGCAAUGCUGCGGUCCUGGGCGAGUCGGAGAGGAAGGAGAAGAAGAGGAGCAAGAAGAGGACCGAGUCGGGGGGAGCGAGUCAGAGCGAGGUCGGUGAGUCGGGGAGAACGAGUUCCAAUUGCGACUCGUUGAGCUUCAGGUUGGGGAACCUUCACAAGUAUGUUCAGGGAGAACACGUGGCCGCCGGCUGGCCAGCGUGGCUCAGCGCCGUCGCCGGCGAAGCCAUUCACGGCUGGGUCCCCCUCUGCGCCGAUGCCUUCGAAAAACUCGAGAAGAUAGGGCAGGGAACGUAUAGCAGUGUGUUUCGGGCGAGGGAGCUUGAGACGGGGAAGAUAGUGGCAUUGAAGAAGGUGCGGUUCGACAAUUUCGAACCAGAGAGUGUGCGGUUCAUGGCGCGUGAGAUAUUGAUUCUGCGACGCCUUGAUCAUCCCAAUAUAAUAAAGCUUGAGGGCUUGAUUACUUCGAGGCUGUCGUGUAGCAUUUACCUCGUCUUUGAGUACAUGGAGCAUGACAUCACAGGGCUCUUGUCUUCCCCUGAUAUCAAAUUCACUGAACCACAGAUUAAGUGCUACAUGAAGCAGUUGUUGGCUGGUCUUGAGCACUGUCACUUGCGGGGAGUCAUGCAUAGGGAUAUUAAGGGGUCGAAUCUUUUGGUAAAUAAUGAAGGGGUUUUGAAGGUAGCGGAUUUUGGCUUGGCGAAUUAUGUCAAUUCUGGGCACAGGCAACCUCUGACUAGUCGUGUUGUUACCUUGUGGUACCGGCCGCCAGAGCUUUUGCUUGGUUCGACGGACUAUGGUCCGGCUGUGGAUCUCUGGAGUGUUGGCUGUGUUUAUGCGGAGCUGCUUGUUGGGAAGCCUAUACUUCAGGGGAGAACGGAGGUUGAACAAUUGCACAAAAUUUUUAAGCUCUGUGGCUCACCACCUGAUGAAUACUGGAAAAAGACUAAACUUCCUCAUGCAACGUUAUUUAAGCCACAACAACCAUAUGAUAGUUGCCUUCGACAAUCCUUUAAAGAUUUGCCAGCUACCAGUAUACAUCUACUACAAACUCUUCUUUCUGUAGAACCAUACAAACGUGGGACUGCUACAUCUGCUCUUUCAUCGGAAUAUUUCAAAACAAAACCUUAUGCGUGUGACCCAUCAAGCUUGCCGAUAUACCCACCUAGCAAGGAAAUCGAUGCAAAACACAGGGAAGAGUCAAGGAAAAAGAUUAGUGGACGAGUUCGUGGAACUGAAACAAGAAAACCAUCCAGAAAGCCAGUGGGAUUCAGUAAACUAGCCCCAGCAGAGGAAUUAGCAAGUCAAACUCAGACUUCCCAGAAGGUCAAUGGUAGAUCUUUCCGCAACCAUGAAGAAGAGAAGAUUAUAAUAGGUGGCAAAGCACAGAAGUCAUCCAGUGGUAAAGCUGAAGAUGCUUCCCAUACGAAGAAUGCUUCUCAAGGAGAUAUUCCCCUUUCUGGACCGUUACAAGUUUCAACAUCAAGUGGAUUUGCAUGGGCAAAAACCCGAAAAGAUGACGCUUCAUUUCGAUCCCAUUGUCGAACUAUUUCAAGAGGACAUAUUUUCAAUCCAUCAGAACCAUCUACAUUAAAUUCAAGGAAUAAUUUGGACUCCACAAACCAGGAAAAUAAAGAGUUUUGUGGGGGAUGCGUCAAUUCUAGGGGCCAUCAGCUGCUUGAAAUUUCUAAGCUUUCAGUGCAGAAUCAGUGGAGUAAGUUUGAUCGCCCAGAUUCAUUUGAUGCUUCGGAUGAGUACCAUUCACAAGAGCUGUCUAUGGCCAUAUAUCACCGAGAAGAUUCAGCAUCCAAGAGAAAUAACCUGAGUUUUCAAGAUCAAGGAGAAAGGGUUGAAUUUUCUGGGCCCCUGCUAUCUCAAAUGCACACUGUCGAUGAGCUCUUGGAAAGGCAUGAGCGUCACAUACGGCGAACUGUCCGGAGAUCAUGGUUUCAGAGAGGUAAGAAGGCGAGAAAGUAAAUCAUGAAAUUGCAUGUUGAGAUAAUAUCAAAAUGAUCCAAGUCCUACUGAGAAGCCUAUUCUCAUUCCUCAAGCACACUCCUUUGAUCAAUCAGACUUGUACAAUGACACUGUCUAACGGCUUGAUCCGGUAUACUGAAGUUAAGCUGGGAACUCACUCAACAAUUUCAAUCUACAGAAAUCUGGUGACCAAUGCAAAGAAAAAGGUUUGAGUUCCCCAUUUCGGGUAAUUAUAGAUAAUAAUUCGUUUUUGUAUGAUCUAAACUCCCUCCCUCUACAAGCCUUUGCUAAUUGUUAUCUACAUGCAAGUCUCGUCCGGCAAUUGUAUAUAUUUCAUAUGCCGUGACUGACUUCAGAAUAUAGUGUAGUCAUCAUUAUUUGAUCAUUUUUUAUGGUUUUAA
Messenger RNA from Vigna unguiculata (cowpea), 2732 nucleotides. RefSeq names its product Protein kinase superfamily protein (gene IBS1). Gene Ontology annotation, cellular component: cyclin-dependent protein kinase holoenzyme complex; nucleus. Lineage: Eukaryota; Viridiplantae; Streptophyta; Magnoliopsida; Fabales; Fabaceae. Gene Ontology annotation, biological process: protein phosphorylation; positive regulation of transcription elongation by RNA polymerase II. Gene Ontology annotation, molecular function: RNA polymerase II CTD heptapeptide repeat kinase activity; ATP binding. The record is from RefSeq and is a predicted model, not a curated record.